GCGGCGGAGGGGGGAGAGACCCGGGUCAGGCCGGGGCCGCGCAGCACUACCGGGAACCGGGGCCGCUGCGCUCCGCUCCGGUUCCCGGCUUCUCGCCGGGCCGAGCGGGGCCGAGCUGAGCUGAAGAGGGGCGGGCACCGGCGAUACAACCGGCGGGGCGAGCGCGGGGGCCGCACGCCGACCCCCGCCGCGGGGCUCCAGGGAUCCGGGAGCGGCGGGCGGCCGUCGGGGAUGUCCUACAAGCCCAUCGCUCCCGCCCCCGCUACCCCCGGAGCCGCCAGCGCCAGCCCCGCCCCGCCGGGGCCCGGGGCACCGUCCGCCGCCACGAGUGUCCCGUCGCCCUCCGGUUCUGUCCCUGGCGCCGCCGCCCCUUUCCGGCCGCUCUUCAAUGACUUCGGGCCGCCGUCCAUGGGCUACGUGCAGGCCAUGAAGCCCCCCGGGGCGCAGGGCUCGCAGAGCACCUAUACGGACCUGCUCUCGGUCAUCGAGGAGAUGGGGAAGGAGAUCCGGCCCACCUACGCCGGCAGCAAGAGCGCCAUGGAGCGGCUGAAGCGGGGGAUCAUCCACGCCCGGGCGCUGGUCAGGGAGUGCCUGGCAGAGACAGAGCGAAACGCCCGCACGUAACGGCAGCUGCCGCCCGGGAGCCCCCGGGACCUCCCGGUGGUGGCGGCGGGGGCGGGGGGGCCGCCGUGCUGCCCGAGCCCCCCCUCCCCGCGCUCUCCGCUCUUUAUAAAUGCGUGUUUUUAUAAAUAAAAGACAAUGUUGGAACUUGG
Messenger RNA from Melospiza melodia melodia, 773 nucleotides. It is a transcript of the gene CDK2AP2, whose product is annotated as cyclin dependent kinase 2 associated protein 2. Lineage: Eukaryota; Metazoa; Chordata; Aves; Passeriformes; Passerellidae. Gene Ontology annotation, biological process: regulation of microtubule cytoskeleton organization; negative regulation of G1/S transition of mitotic cell cycle. Gene Ontology annotation, cellular component: nucleus; cytoplasm; microtubule. Bases 232 to 624 code for a protein of 130 amino acids. The transcript has 4 exons. The record is from RefSeq and is a predicted model, not a curated record.